Molecule: messenger RNA, 8885 nt
Organism: Zootoca vivipara (common lizard)
Lineage: Eukaryota; Metazoa; Chordata; Lepidosauria; Squamata; Lacertidae
Gene: ZNF654
Product: zinc finger protein 654
Biological process (GO): regulation of transcription by RNA polymerase II
Cellular component (GO): nucleus
Molecular function (GO): DNA-binding transcription factor activity, RNA polymerase II-specific; DNA binding
Source: RefSeq, a predicted model, not a curated record
CGGGAGCACAGGGGAGGGGAGCUGAGCUCGGUACGCGCAGGGCGGCCGGAGCAGCAUGGCGGAAGACGAGAGCGAUCAGGAGUCAGAGAGGCUCGGCGAGGAACUCGAGGCCAUUGCCGGGCCGCGGCUUCCCACUGGCUUGUCCCCGGCCUUGAGCAGCCAGUAUUAUUGCUACCGCUUCUGCCAGGUUGUGGAAGACUAUGCUGGAAGAUGGCAGGUUCCUCUGCCACAGCUUCAAGUGCUUCAGACAGCGCUCUGUUGUUUCACAUCUGCUUGUGUAUCAUUCCCAACUGAUUGUGAGCACGUGCAGUAUGUGCUGAGUAGCUUAGCCUUGAGUUUUUUUGAAUUGCUGCUCUUCUUUGGAAAGGAUGAAUUCUAUGAAGAUCCUUUAAAAGAUAUGCUGGGCUCAAUCCAGGAAUGUCAGAACCUCUUGAGCAGAUACGGAAGCGUUAACUUGGAGUUGGUGACUCGAAUUAUCAGAGAUGGAGGGCCUUGGGAAGAUCCUGUAUUACAAGCUGUCCUUAAAGCAAAGCCAGUUUCUCAGGAGUUGGUUAACAAAUAUUUAAGCUCUGAAAACCCGCUGUUCUUUGAAUUGCGUGCCAGAUACCUUAUUGCUUGUGAACGCAUCCCAGAGGCAAUGGCUCUAAUCAAAUCUUGCAUGAAUCAUCCAGAUAUUAGUAAAGACCUUUACUUCCAUCAAGCAUUUUUCAUGUGUCUUUAUAUGUCACCACUGGAAGACCAGCUUUUUCAGGAGCACUUGCUGAGGACUGAUUGCAAGAAUGGCACUGAAAUCAUCUGCAACAUUGCAAAGGAGGGGAAGACUGCCUUGGCCUUGUACCUUUGUGAAUCAUUCCUUAUUCCACAGCUCAAAAAAGGAGAGAUGUAUUGCAUAUGGGAGCUGAUCUUUGUUUGGAGUAAACUGCAGCUUAAAUCUAAUCCAUCAAAACAAGUGUUUGUAGAGCAAUGCUACCACCUCCUAAGGAUAGCUACAAACAUAAGAGUUAUAUUCCCUUUCAUGAAAGUUAUUAGGGAUGAAGUUGGCAAAGAAGGCCUGCAGAUUUGUGUUGAGAUAUGUGGGAGUGCUCUCCAGUUGGAUCUCCGUGAUGAUCCAAAAAUGAAGUGUCUGAUAUAUAAAACCAUUGCUCACUUUUUGCCAAAUGACUUGGAGAUUGUCAGAAUAUGUGCUCUUUCUGUCUUUUUCCUUGAGCGCACCUUGGAAUCAUAUAGCACAGUUGAACAUCUGUAUAAAUGUGCGGAUGAAGAAUACAAUGAUCAGACCAGUUCUGUUCAGAAUCGUGUGCGUUUUGAGCUGCUUCCAAUUUUGAAAAAGGGGUUGUUCUUUGAUCCUGAGUUCUGGAAUUUCUUGAUGAUCAAGCAGAACUGUUUAGCACUGCUAAAGGAGAAAGCAUCAGUUGAUUUGAAUAAAACUACGCCAGGACAUUCUUCUGCACAUGUUUCGAAGACACGUCGAGGAUUGCGUGGUGAUCAAGCCUGUAUAGCUGAUGUAAACAAUACAGAACUAGAGCAUGAUGACCCUUCUGGAGCACAUGAUAAUUCCAAGAAAAACCAUAUAACUCUCGGUUCAUCUAAAGUCGAUCACAAUGUUCCAAGGCACCGUUGUGUGUUAUGUAACAGGGAAUUUCUUGGUGGUCACAUUGUGAGGCACGCACAAGCUCAUCAGAAAAAAGGCAGUUUUUCCUGUGUAAUGUGUCGCAGGAAAUUCAGGCAAAAAGGAGUAAUGCUCAAGCACUUAAAGAAUCACAUCAAGAAAAUGACAAGGCGUCACCUUGCUGUUACUUGUCAUGAUCAGGAAACCCCUAAUGUAAAUGAAAUAAAAUGUGCCGAUACAGGUGUCACAACUGAAAAUGGGAAGUCGGAAAGCUGCAUAGAUAGCAAAGUAGAGGUUGUCAUCAUACCGGAUACAAAUCAGGAGAUGCAAAAUUCUGAACUCCCAUUUGAUAUAACUGAAAAUCAUGAUAGUUGCCAGGGCACCAUUAUUGAAAAUGGUAGUUGUGAUAGCAGUUCAAAUAAUAUUCCUGAACCAGAAACCAUGGGAGGAUUUCCAGAAAGUGAUAGCAACCUAAAUAAAGAGUUGCCUAUACUUCAUAAAGUAAAUGGGGUGUUAUGCCCUCAGAAUGACUUUGAUAUUAUGGACCAAGCAGGUAACUUCAAGUGUCCUGCUAAUGGCUGUAUUAGAGUCUUUAAAAAGAUAAGAUUUCUGAAUAAACAUGCCCGGAAAGCUCACCCCUCUGAUUUGAAGGUGCAAGAACACAUAAUGAAGUCUAAUAAAGGAAAAUGUCGCUUCUGUCAGAGAAAGUUUUUUGAUUCUCAACAUUUUAUUGAUCAUCUAAAGCAGCACGUUUAUCCAAAUGUUUAUUUUUGUUUACACUUUAACUGUAAUCAGAGAUUUAAGCUAUCCACAGAACUUGCGGAGCAUAUAAAAAGUCACAGUGAGUUUAAAGCUCAGUGUAACUUUGCACAGUGCGGUAAGCUUUUUGAAGAUCUUUCGUUGCUGUAUGAGCAUGAAGCUCAGCAUUAUUCCAACAAAACUGGUCCUUUGGAAGAAACUGAUGAAAUCAAUUCUUCAGAUACUACUUUGGAAUCCCAGUGUAGCAUCCAGGAAAAAGAAAGUAGUAAUAGUAAAAAGGAGACUGCAAUAGACUUGCCAGUUCCAACAUGGAAAGCAAGAAAAGAUUCUACAGAACCAAAGACUUACAUUCAGAGUGAGAAGAAAAUUAAUAGUGUAAUUCCGAAUGGGAAUGAAAAUGCAUGUGAAGGUACUGCUACAGUGGUGAACUUGAUAGACCAAAAGAUACCUGCGGUAGAGCCAAAUUCAGAGAACUGUAAUGUUACUGACCAACUAGUCAAUGGGUAUGGUGAACUGGAACAGACUUCUUCAGCAUCCCUAGAUACUGAUUCAGAAAGUGUGGUUGACAAAACAAGGGCAGAAAAUGGAUCCGUUCUGCCUGUUUUACAGAACUCUCCUGAUACACCACCAAACAGUGUUGCUACAGUCUCUCAGUUGCCUUCAAAACCAAAUCUGAUAACAGAAAAUACUUCAUAUGGCUUAAUUUCAACAAAGCCUUUUGUUAGACCAUUGCCGCCAAGUUACCUGGAUGAGCGAUACAUUAGCAUGCCAAAACGUAGAAAAACUUUGACUGACAAAGUAGAUACCCAUUCAGAACAAGAUAAAACUAGUAGCAAAUCGGAAAGGUUAAGAUGCAGCAAAUGCCUGACCACCUACUGUAACUCAGAAGCACUUGAGCUUCACCUUGCACAAAAGAAAUGUCGGACACUCUUUGGAUUCGAUUCAGAUGAUGAAAGUGCCUGAUCAAAUGUUGUGAGAAGAUUUCUCAGUGAAGAGUGAUGUGGUGGAGCACUACAAUAUUCUGCAUCAGUUAUCUUUCCCUUGUUGGCCUUAAUUAUAAAGAAGUCUGAAGUUACUAAAGAAAAUCAUUAUCUUGCUCAGUCAAAGUACACUUGGGUCAGAUCUAAGUGACUGUAGGAACUGCAGAAUUUGAGUCCAGAAAAACUGUGUUAAAGCCCCCAAAGUACCAGUAAUCUAGAAGCCACAAGGUCCUACAUGAAGUUCCAGUGUAAGUAAGUUCAAAGUGCAGUAACAUACUGAGUGGGAACUAGGGAGAAACACAAGUGGUACAUGCCUCUUUCAGAUGUGCACAGUCAAAGGAAGCCUGUCUAUAUUAUAACAACUAUUUUGAGUCAUUCUAUUAAAUGUCCGUAUGCAUAAAACCCAGUCAAUUAAAAGUUGAUCUGUUUGUAGAGGUUGAUUAUUCUUAGCAUUGGCAUUUGGCUUAUAUUGUACUGUACAGUACUUUGGAAAGAGAACCCGUGAAUGUAACAGAAGAUGAUAACAUGGCCAUAUCCUGGUAAAAAUGUUAAGGCAUACAAAACAUGGAAGCGUCUUAUAUUUCAAACACAAGUAAUUAAACUUCUUUCAAAUGCUGCAACUUUCUUUUUUCCCCUUCAAUACCUGACCCAUAGAUGAUAUCUAUAAAGAAUGCAGGCAAAGUGAAAAUCAUUUAAGUACAGUGUUGGAUACAUAUGCUAUUGAAGGCAGCUGAACUUCACCUGGAAUAUAAAAUGAUUUUUUUAUUCGAAGUAUAGUUAUUAUGUUGGUAUGGUUGAUAUCUUGAAAGACCAGUUUCCUCUACAAAAUGAGCUACUUUGUUGUUGCUUUUUAAAAAAGAGGUACAGUUCCAACUUUUCUAGAGUCCCACAGGAUUCAAAGUAGAUUGUCAAUCCUAGGAAUAAAAGCACUUGGCAAAAUAACUUCAUACCUGGUUAAAUGAAUAUACCCAUAUUGUAAUCAAUAUAGGAAGAUAUAAUUAUCUUUAUGAAACAGUUGCUUUUUCUGAAAGAUUAUUGAAAUGUAUUUCUUUACAAAAUUUGUGGUAAAAUUUUUAGGACUCACUGUUUCUUUAGCUAACUGAAUGCCUGUAAGGACAAUUUGCACUGUGCCUUGAGAGGUGAAGCUUUAACCAACCUCAUUCACAACAUAGUAUAUGUAAAGACAGAGCAUUCAGAUACAAAAGAAGAUCCAAACAAAUAUUUUCUUGAAUAAAUCAAUAUGCAAUUUUUUCAUUUCAUGAAAGGUCACAUGUCAAGAGACUUUGCUAACCACAGAUAUUUUGGAUACAUUAAUCUGGGUGGAAUAGUAUGUUUCAAAGUAUUGAAUGAUGGUGUGUGAGUUACAUUUCAACUUGUUGAUCAGGUUCACGUAGUUACCUCUUCUCAUCCAUAAAACAGGGGUAUUUCAGUGUUAAAAACAAAACCUUCAUAAUCAAAUAUAGCCAAAUUGGGGGUGGGGGUGGAAUUUGAUCUCACACAAACGUGCUUGUACCCUAAAACUAUCAUUUAGUGUAUUGGACACCAAAGUAUGUGUUUAACCUUUGCAUGCAUUUGAGGUUAUUGACUUGGAUCCAGAUUUUUGUUGAGCCAUAGGUAUUACUUAAUCUACACUUAUUAAUUGCCUUCUAAACCACCAUCUCAGUGGUUUACACAGAAUAAUUUAAAAUGGUUAAAAACACAAAAACAGAAAAUACAGUUAAGACAAUACUGAAACCCUAACAAGUGGACCCUCAUAGCAUAGCUCCAGCUGAGAGAAAAAUGGCUUCUGCCGUUUCUGGUAAGUGCAGAUAGCGGCCACCUGUCAUAUCUCAACAGGAAUACUGUUUCACAUUAAGAGCUGCUCUGAGUUAAUGUGGAGCAGGCUUCUGAAAUCUUUGGAACUUGUAGGAGGAACUCUGAGGCAGUUUCUCAAGUAACCUGGUCCUGAGCUGCAUAGGGACUUGUAUGUCAAUACCAACACUUUGAACUUGGCAGCAAUUGGCAGCCAGUGCAAAUAUCGCAAGCAAGGUGUUUAUAUGCUGGUGAUGGUUCCCCCCCCCCACAAAUAACCUAGCUGUCACAUUCUGCUCCAGCCUUCCAGAUCAACCUCUAGGGUAGUCCCACAUAGAGUACAUUGCAGAAAUCCCAACUGUGGAGUUACCAAUGUAAGGUAGCUGCAAUGGGAAAAGGGAUUGGUGACAAUUGCCUACUUUUCCUUCUGCCAGUGGGAACUCUGGAUCAGAGGUCUUUGAAGGAACCGUUUUGCAGAAGGCUUGGUUUGUAUUCUGCCCACUGUCAAAGCUGCUCUAGACUAUACUAAAAUAGCAAAAUUCAGUCCCAAUAUAAUCCAAAUUAUAAUAGCAGAUUUCUGUUGAUGUAUAAAUUAUGAAAUAUUACUUUGCAUGGAAAUAACUCUCAUAGCACAUUACACAAAUGUCAUACCUGGGUUCCCUGCUUUUUACCACUUACAUGUCCAAUAUAACUUUUUUUGUUUGUUUCUGUGUACCCUGGCACCCGUGUUUAGUAGUUUACAUUAAAUGGGAGUCAUUAACAAAUUUUGGAAUUUAACUGUGAUUUAGUUGGAUUCUGCUUGAUACCAUUACUAGAUUAGUAAAUAUUUUUUCCCUAUCAUUGCAAUAUUAAAAGUGAAAGUUCUCAUAAAUGACAUUUAAUUUGGUGGAUUUCUGUCAAAAUGAAGAUAAUGACCAAGGAACAUAGCAAGAGUCCACAAGAGGUUGUUUUUCAGCAGCUGGUAAUUCAGAAACAUGUUGCCUUUGAUUCUGGACAUGGUAUAUAGCCAUCAUGACUACUGGCCAUGACACUUUCAGUUUUCAAUAGUAUUCAUAUUCAGGUAGUCCUGGACUUGUGUGUUUUGGCUUUUUUAUUUAUUUCUAGUUACAUUUCUAUAUUUGAAUGGAAGAGUAUUAGUGCUGUUCAAAAACCUGCUUCAGUGGCAACACACUGAGUAUCUUAAAAAAAAAAACUUAUGCGCUAUAUAAUCAAGUUGCUUUAAAAGACAACUGGGUUUUGCAGUGCUUUCCCUCUCCAGUUUAUGUGGAUAUUGUAGCUGUGAUACUUUAUCUGCUCUGACCUGUUUUGUUUUGUUUUUUGGAUAUGGACAACCAUCUUGGACACCUCUUUAGUUUGGAAUUGUGUUUAUUGUCUGUAUAUUGCCCUAUAUUGGGCAUUCAAAAUUUGGCUUCCUCAGGAAUGAUUUCCUUUUUGAAGUUGAUGAAUUAUUUUCUAAAGUGUAGAAAAUCAGUCAAAAUAGCUCUGUAGGAAACAUUUUGUAAAAAGGAAAAAUUACCCUUCUCUUAAAUGUUUACUUUUCAGUUUACUUUGCCUGUUGUAUCAAACCACUUUAAAAAGAAACAUUUAAAAUGAAUAUACUUUCCAGUUAUUAUCUGAUCUUUUUGCUAUGCCACCACACAAAUGCUUUGGAUGUUUUAGUACUAGGACAGCAUGACAUUGCAUUGCAAAAAGGAUGGGGCUGCUGGCAGACAGGUAUCUGAAUGUUUGGUGUUUCAGGCACCUUAAAACAGGAAUGCUUAAAAAUCAAGAUUGCAAACCCAAUCUGUGUGGCUUUUAAAGAAUAAGUUUACCAUAAACAGUGGCCAGAAUCUAAAUAGACUAGCAAACCCACUAACUCCAAAAUGCUGAGAGAGCAAGAGAGUGCAGGAUAACUUUCUGACUUGGGGCUCAGGUUACAAAACCCAAUCUUGGGUUUUGGCUGUUUGUAGGCUGCCACUAUUAAACUCAAUACAGUGAAUGGGAAAUUUCAACCAACCACCUGCAUGCCCCUGGUAACUUCUUGAUUGUUCUGGGAAAUAAUUGGGAUCCUUUUCUUGAUAACAGAGAACCAGCUUUAGGUGUACAAAGGCUGAAGCUGCCGGGACCAUAUGGGGAGGCUCCCCCACGCCUCGUGAUCCUGUUCAGUCUUCCUGGGUUCAGAUUUUUGGUCCAAAAUUUGUUGGAUAGUGGCGAUUUGCUAAUUCAGAUAACACAAUGAUAUAGUUAUUGAGAUGCAAACACCUAGGGGCAAGUAUUUGAACUUCGUGUGCUUAAAGCUGUUAUAUAUGGGUAGUCUACAUUCUAAGUAACUGAAAUAAGAAAAACCAUUGAGCAAUUAUUAAUGGAUGGUGUUCCAUCUGUCUUUCCGUCCGCAGGACUGUAUUUCUCCAGCUGUUUAUGCCCCCCACCUCCAAAAGGGACACCACAAUAGACAGUCGCUGUGAAGGGUUUACCCAGAGAAAUGUGUUGUGACAGGUGUUAGUCCCUUUCCAUCUCUUCCUUACCCUAAUGUCAAGAGAAAAAGAAUGCCCACAGCCAUGGAAGUGUUACUGAACUCAUGACUGUUGGUCUUCUGGUCUUAAGAUUUAAAGGCUAGAAAACAACACAGUUGCUGUGUGUUCUAUGUUUCACCAGCUGGUGGCAGUAUUGGCAAUCUCCGCUUGCCCCAAUUAGGGUGACAAAUACAGAUUUCAUGGCUGACCAUGUUUUCUAAUUGAAUGCCCAGUAUCUAACCAUGCUAUCAUAUGGGAAAACUACUAUUUUCAAGCAUUUCUGUUUAUUCUGACCCUCAGUUACAUAUCUGAUUAUUAGUUGUUCUUUAUUUUUUAGAAUAAUCCUUGGUGCCUAAAAGGGUUCUAAACUACCCAACUGUUGGCUGUGUUUUCCAGAUCAGUUUCUUUAGGAUUUGAAAGACACUUAAAAAGGAUGUUCACAGGUUUGUUACUAUAUAAAUUUGGUUCAUUUAUAGGAUAUGUAAAAAUCUAAUUGUAUUAUUUUCUGGGUAACCUUCCUCUACAACCAGUUUUCUAGAAAAAGUUGGAAAUAGGAUAUCUGUGGGAAAGGUCACUGGUACUUUGGUUAUUUAGCCAUAUUCAUUAAACAUCUAUAAAUUGUAUAGUUCGGAUCAUGUAUAACAAGAAGGUUCGGCGAUACUCUGUUUAACACCAAGGGGUAAGAUGAAACACUUAAAGGGGUGUUUUUACUAUUUAUUUUGUACUGUAUAACACUUUGAUUAAAUGCAGUGUGUGCAUUUUGAGACUCUUACUUUGUAAAAGCUAUUACAGAUUCACCAAGAAAGGAAAUUUGUGCUUCCUUCUUGAAUGUUAAAUUAUUUUAUUUUGCAUUUUAUAUGAAUACAAAUUAAAACUGAGCCAUCAAACUGCAAUAAAUCAACAGUAGUGUUUCCAUUUAAAACUUUUGUAUUGUAAAUAGAACUGUUCAAUAAAAUAUUGUCUGUUAUUAAAGAUUAUUUUUAUGGUGUCUGGGAUUCUACCUAGGAAAUAUUUGACAAGUAGAUACAUCAUUGCUUUACAACUAACUAGACCAGUGGUUCCCAACAGGUGGUCCGGGAACCCCCAGGGGUCCGCGAGCUAUGCCAGAGGGGUCCUCAAGAUGCUAUUAGAUGCCAAGCCUCUGGCCCGCCGGAACCGGCGGAACUGCCGCCGCCGGUGCGCGGGCGCCAAGUGAGCCUGGUGGAUCAACCGGGGAGCUGCUGAAGGCCCCCCAGUGACCCCACCGGACCCAGG